AUGGCCGCUGUGGACCGGGCCACACCACCACACCCACGGAAACCUCAAGAGCAGCACCAUCUUGAGAGCAAUAGAAUGAUAAUAAUGAGUGUAGGAAUUGUUACCGAGCAUAGUGACUAUGAUGACGGGAGUGCCGAAAACAACAGCAGCACGGCCAGCAGUAGCCGCAUUGGCAAAGCCCCCCAAUACAUCAUCCAUGGGAAAAGCAUGGGAGGUUUCGAGAUUGUUGAAAACGGGAAACAUGUGAGUUGUUGUAGUCCGCCGCUCACCAAUAUCAAAGCAAAUGGAGGGAUGGAAACACAAUCGCAAUCGCAAUCGCAACCGCAAGCACAUCAUCAUCCAACAACAAAGACGGACAAGUUAUACAGUCUCUCUGAACAAAUUGAGCAUGUGGAGCGGAACCUAAACAAUUUCGUGGAUGCGUGGCAUGCGAGAAAACGGGCGCAGACGAGGGGAAAGGACCUCAGCGAUGAUCAAGGACGAUGGCGGCACUUUGGGGGUAUCAAGGUGAUAUUGAUCGGACAUUCAGUCGGUGCCUAUAUCGCUAUGGAGAUUCUCAGACGGCAUCGGGAGUGCAUCAAGCAGAAAGGAGCAUCUGCCGAUACAGGGGGGCCCGGCAUUGGUGCUAGUGUGAACAUCGUCGGCGGAAUCCUCCUCUUUCCUACCGUAGUUGAUAUUGCGCAGAGCUCGUCUGGGAGGAAGUUGACUAAACUUCUCUACGUGCCUUACCUGGCGUUCCUUACAAGUCUACUCGUCAAAUUCCUGAUAUUUAUACUGCCCGGAUCCUGGUUACGUAGUAUUGUGGGUAGAGUUUUGGCUUCGACUUCGGAAAACGCAAUUGAUACAACAGUGGCGUUUCUGAAGAGUGCAAGGGGUGUUGAGCAAGCGAUACACAUGUCCGCAGACGAAAUGUGCGACAUAACAUAUGAUAAAUGGAGUGACGAAAUAUGGGGUAUAGUAUCAUCGUCAUCUGUAUCCUCGUCCAUGUCGGCUUCAAGCUCAGAAAAGACGCCACUGAAUCUGGUGCUCUACUUUGCGAAGCAGGAUCACUGGGUAGCUGAUCGGACGAGGGACGAGAUCAUUCGAGUGAGAGGUGGUGUGGGAAGCAGUUCGGGUAGUAAUGGCCCUAGGAUGCAGGUGUGCGAGGACGGAGUGGUGCAUGGAUUCUGUAUCCUGACAUCAUGGCAAAGAAGACCGCCGGAUGGGUAA
Messenger RNA from Histoplasma mississippiense, 1209 nucleotides. RefSeq lists its product with no specific name. The record is from RefSeq and is a predicted model, not a curated record. The transcript has 6 exons. Gene Ontology annotation, molecular function: lipase activity. Gene Ontology annotation, cellular component: lipid droplet. The coding region runs from base 1 to 1209 and encodes 402 amino acids. NCBI's taxonomy places the organism in Eukaryota, Fungi, Ascomycota, Eurotiomycetes, Onygenales, Ajellomycetaceae. Gene Ontology annotation, biological process: lipid storage.